AAACCAUAUCAUUGUGAUAUCUGUGGUAAAUCAUUCUCUCGAAAUUUUUGCUUAAAAGAACACAAAUUUACUCAUACAGGAGAGAAACGAUAUCAUUGUGACAUCUGUGGUAAAUCAUUUUCUUACAGUAGUCUCUUAACUGUACACACACGGACACAUACGGGAGUGAAGCCAUAUCACUGUGAUAUUUGUGGUAAUUCAUUCUCUAACAAAAGUGGCUUAGCAAACCACAGACGUAUGCAUACGGGAGAGAAACCAUAUCAUUGUGAUAUCUGUGGUAAAUCA
Messenger RNA from Octopus bimaculoides (California two-spot octopus), 285 nucleotides. RefSeq names its product zinc finger protein 239. The record is from RefSeq and is a predicted model, not a curated record. Lineage: Eukaryota; Metazoa; Mollusca; Cephalopoda; Octopoda; Octopodidae.